CCUGAUGUCUGAUUGUGGCUAUGGCUAUUGCAGGCGAUUGAAUGGCUGCCUCGUCAAAAGGGUGCACAUUCUAUUUUGCUGUAAUUAAUUUUACGUUACUUGGUGAUUUGUCCGUGAAAUAUUCUCUGUCUCAUAUAAUUUGGAUUAUUGAAAUCACAGCAAUAGCAAUAGCAAUAUCAGAAAUUCUGAAAUGGAAAAAAGCGCGGAUGGAUUAUUGUUUCGCGCAGAGAGAAAUAAUGGGGCUAGUGAAGGAACACUGGGCAUGGCUUGUGAUGAAAAAGUGGCGAUCCUGGAUGCAGGAGCGCAGUAUGGGAAAGUGAUCGAUCGCAAAAUUCGUGAAUUAAAUGUUCAUAGUGAAAUUCUGCCUCUCGACACGUCUGCAUUUACCCUUCAAGAAAAAGGCUAUAAAGCUAUUAUAAUUUCUGGAGGUCCAAGUUCGGUGUAUGCAGAAGAUGCACCUAAAUAUGAUGCAGAUAUUUUCAGAAUAGGUAUUCCAGUACUAGGUAUUUGUUAUGGCAUGCAAAUGAUAAACAAGGAGUUUGGUGGCACGGUAAUUAGUAAGGAUGGUCGAGAAGAUGGCCAAUUUCCAAUUGAAAUAGAUUCCAAGUGCCUGUUAUUUAAGGGCUUGGAAAAAGAACAAAUGGUAUUGCUAACACAUGGAGACAGUAUAGAUAGGGUGGCUGAUAAUUUUCACAUUACUGCCAGAUCAUCAAACUUUAUAGCAGGAAUAGCGAGUGAUAAAAUGAAUUUGUAUGGAGUACAAUUUCACCCAGAAGUAGAUCUUACACCUAAUGGAAAAACGAUGCUGCACAAUUUUUUGUUUGGGAUUGCCGGCCUUACUGGCAAUUAUACACUUCGCGGCCGGGAGGCUCAGUGUAUUCAAUACAUCAAAGAUACAGUUGGCAACAAGAAAGUUCUGUUAUUAGUGAGCGGAGGUGUGGAUUCUACAGUAUGUGCAGCACUGUUGCAUAAAGCUUUAAAUAAGGAUCAAGUCAUAGCUCUGCAUAUCAAUAACGGCUUUUUGCGGAAAGCGGAGUCACAAUAUGUGGAACAAAUUUUUGCACAAUUGGGAAUCCGAUUAAAAGUCAUAAAUGCUGGACGGUACUUCAUGCAAGGAACUACAACGGUACCCUUAGAUAAUGUAACGCCCGUAGCCAAUGCAAAUACCAUUAAUAAUAAAGGAAUAUGCGGGACUGCAACUAGUCCGAGAACAAGAGUAACUAAAAUGUUAUGUCAAACAACCAAUCCAGAAGAGAAACGAAAAAUUAUAGGAGAUGUUUUUGUAAGAGUAGCCAAUGAAGCAAUGGCAGAGAUGGGUCUCAAGCCAGAAGAAGUGUUCCUUGGGCAAGGCACUCUAAGGCCUGAUCUUAUAGAAAGUGCGAGUGCAUUAGCUAGUGGAAAAGCAGAUGCAAUAAAAACACAUCACAAUGAUAGUGAACUUGUUAGAACGUUGAGAUCACAAGGACAAGUAGUAGAACCAUUAAAAGAUUUUCAUAAGGAUGAAGUCAAACAAUUAGGAUGUGAUCUUGGCUUGCCAGCACCACUGGUUACUCGUCACCCGUUUCCCGGGCCUGGUCUUGCCGUACGCAUUCUGUGUGCAGAUGAACCUUAUAUGGAUAAAGAUUUCUCGGAAACGCAGGUGAUAGUUAAAAUAAUGGCAGAAUACGAGCAAAUGCUUCAAAAAAAGCAUGGAUUAUUGAACCGUGUGGAAGGCGCGACGAGUGAAUCUGAACGUCAAUAUUUGAGACAGCUCUCUAGUUACCGUCAUAUUUCCGCAACACUUUUGCCUAUACGCAGUGUAGGAGUGCAGGGAGAUCGAAGAAGUUAUAGCUAUGUAGUAGGCUUAUCUAGCGAAGAAAACUUGUCCGAGGGAAUAGAGUGGAAGGAUUUGUUGUUCCUCGCUAAAUUAAUUCCACGUGUAUGUCAUAAUGUAAAUCGUGUAUGCUUCAUCUUCGGCCCUCAAAUACAUCAUCCUGUAACGGAUAUCACACUGACUCAUCUUACAUCGAACGUGAUAGCUACGCUACGACAAGUGGAUCAUGUAGCAAAUUUAGUACUAGCUACCAACGGCUGUAUGGGAGCAAUCAGUCAGAUGCCAGUAGUUUUAAUUCCCAUACACUUCGAUCGUGACGCUGCUUCUCGAAUACCUUCAUGCCAACGAUCAGUCGUUCUUAGGCCAUUUGUUACUAACGAUUUUAUGACUGGCACUCCAGCUAUUCCUGGGGAGGAGUUGCCGCUCCAUGUGGUGAAGAAAAUGGUGACCGAAAUAUCUUCAAUACCCGGUAUCUCGCGUGUUUUAUACGACUUAACAUCCAAACCGCCAGGAACUACCGAAUGGGAGUAGUAAACGCUCAUCUCUGACUUACCCUUUCUAUUUUUUCACCUUCCCAGCGCGUAACAAUAACAAAGUAAAAAAUAUAUUUAAAAAUAUAUAUAGAUAUAUAUAUAUAUAUAUAUUACAAAAAUACGUACGAAUCCGAAGUUUAUGACUUCUUACCGAUUUAUAUGAAACCUUUGAGCAAAGUACUUUAAAAAAAAUAUGUUCUCUCAACUGUAAGUUAAUAUGUUACCUAAUAAUACUGAUACUGUGUUCAAUGAAAUUGAAGGUAAGUAUCAUGUUUGCUUGUAAAUAGGUUUCUUAUUAACCUCAUUGUAAAAAUAUUAAUUUAUUAAAUUCCGAAGGGUUUACAUUACAUCAUUGUUACAUUGCAAAAGGUUGCAUUUGAUUGGUGGUACCAUUAGGUUGCUGUUAUACUCAAUUUGCAUAUAAUGUUGAACGUAUUUUACUGUUUUCCUAUAUGUCCUAUGCCAAAUGCAAUUUCCACUUUUUGUCAUACAUCUAAAAAUGCGAACAUAAAUAAGUUAAUGUAUUAUCUUUAAUAUCGUUUUUAUUUAACAGCCGUAAAUGAGUAAAAUAAUAUCUAUUCCCUAAAUCCUCUGUGUUAUAUUAAUGUCCACCUGUUAUAAGGGUGUAUGUAUGAAUAUUGAAUAGAGAAUAUAGAUUACCUGUGCAUGGUUUUCAAUAAGA
Ceratina calcarata is the source of this 3028-nucleotide messenger RNA. It is a transcript of the gene bur, whose product is annotated as GMP synthase burgundy. The transcript is spliced from 9 exons. The record is from RefSeq and is a predicted model, not a curated record. Gene Ontology annotation, molecular function: GMP synthase (glutamine-hydrolyzing) activity; ATP binding; GMP synthase activity. Bases 191 to 2344 code for a protein of 717 amino acids. NCBI's taxonomy places the organism in Eukaryota, Metazoa, Arthropoda, Insecta, Hymenoptera, Apidae. Gene Ontology annotation, biological process: GMP biosynthetic process. Gene Ontology annotation, cellular component: cytosol.